This is a messenger RNA of Galendromus occidentalis (western predatory mite), 270 nucleotides long. The record is from the annotation of a RefSeq genome assembly. NCBI's taxonomy places the organism in Eukaryota, Metazoa, Arthropoda, Arachnida, Mesostigmata, Phytoseiidae.
AUAAUACUUUUAUUUGUAUUUUUUAUUUUUAGGGGUUUGGUUAACAUUUUUUUUUUUUGUUAUAGACUUUUGAGAGUAAUAAUUUCUAUAGAAUUUAUAGUUAUUUUUUUAUUCUUUAUUGUUCUUAAAAAUUUUUAUAGAGAGGAGUAUUUUGCUUUAUUGUUAUUUUUAGUAAUAGUAGUAAGCGAUAGUAUUUUAGGGUUGGUUUUAUUGACUUUAAAGGUUUUUUUUAGCGGGGAUGAUAUGAUUAAUUUAAUCGAUGUUUUUUAA